CCCUUUCACAGCACGAUGAUGAUGUUCGCUUCGCCACACAUCAUAGCCUACCUACAUGUUAUUUAGAUUUCUAAGAAGUUUAAUCUUUUUUAGUUUUCUAAUUAGUAUUUAAGGCAUUAUUAAGGUUAAAGCAGAGAUUUAAGUAUAAUUAUUUUAAUAAUUGAAACGUAAAGAAGCAGAUACCGAUAAAAAAUAGACUGUAAGUAAGUUAGUUUUAUCGUAAAACAGAAAAAUAUCGGGGCAAAAGUGCGUUUCGGUCGUGAAGCACCAUUUUUCGUAGAGAAAAUUUUCGCUUCGCGGAGUGAAUUUGGUGAGCGAAGAAAAAGAAGAAGCGAGUUGUACGGGAAUCCGCGCCGCGCGUGCUGACGGUAAAGCGAAGAAGAAGAAGAAGCUCGGUACGAAAGUGCGUUACACGUUCGUUUGGCCAAAAUUAGUGCAUACGGAAUGCAUCCGUCGAAGAAGAUGAACGCGGCGGAACUUGAUGAUCACGAGAAGGGUAAACUGUUUGUCGGCGGUCUGUCCUGGGAGACGACUCAGGAGAACCUGCAGCGCUAUUUUGGCCGCUACGGUGAGGUCAUUGACUGUGUGGUCAUGAAGAACAACGAGACGGGCCGCUCUCGUGGGUUCGGCUUUGUGACAUUUGCCGAUCCGGAUAACGUCGAACGAGCACUGGACAACGGACCGCACACGCUGGAUGGCCGCACUAUCGAUCCGAAACCGUGCAAUCCGAGGUCGCUGCAUAAACCGAAGCGUACCGGUGGCUAUCCGAAGGUCUUUUUGGGUGGCCUUCCCCCAAACAUAACUGAAACGGAUCUGCGCAGUUUCUUCUGCCGGUAUGGUAACGUGAUGGAGGUGGUUAUAAUGUAUGAUCAGGAGAAAAAGAAAAGCCGCGGUUUUGGAUUCCUGUCGUUUGAAAAUGAAGCGGCUGUUGAACGUGCGACUGCCGAGCAUUUCGUGAAUAUCAGUGGCAAACAGGUGGAAAUUAAAAAGGCAGAACCGCGCGAUGGUAGCGGCAACAAUAACAGCAUGAAUGCCGAUUCCUACCAGUGGGGAUCACCGCAAGCUCCGCCGAUGGGCAAUGGUCAGAUGGGAGGCCCUCCAAUCAACAUGCAGUCGAAUAUGAUGCAGGGCUAUCAAGGUUGGGGUGCAUCCCAGCCGCAACAGGGCUACGGAGGAUAUGGUGCCUCUGCCGGAGCAGCUAAUGCGUAUCAAGGUUGGGGAGCACCUCCACCACAGCAGUGGGGCAAUUACAAUGCUACGCCCCAGCAGACGCAAGGUUACGGUGGGUAUGAUAUGUACAACAGCUCCGGUGCCGGAAGUGCCGGUGGUUACGGAUCGGGCAACUGGAAUUCGUGGAAUAUGCCCCCGAACACGGGAUCGACCGGAUCGGCCGAUAUGUACUCACGACCACAAUCCGGCCCAACGGCUGGCCCAGCUGGAUCGGCCGGCCCAACGGCGGGAGGACCUUCGAAACCCGGUUCCGAGUACGGCGGUGGAUCGGCGUACGGUUCCGGUGCUGCCGGAGGUUACGGCGGAUAUUAUCAGAACGAACAGAACACAGCAGCCGCCUACAACAACAGGCCCAGGUCGGCGUACGGUGGCGGUAAUGAUGCUUCAUCGCAACCACCUUAUCCAGCAUUUUGAGAGAUGACGACGACGACGAGCAGGAUGCAACCGCCGCAAACCCAACCGAUGCACUUUGCCGCCCAGCACCAGCAGCUACCGGCAGCAGCGUCAACAGCAAUGGCAUCGGCGGCGGCGGCUGCAGCCUCCUUCGAUCGAAGCUUGAUUGGAACGAAAUCAUAAAAUGAAGAGGAUUAUUUCUUAUUUUUUUUUAAACUUGAAGAAAACACUAAUUAUACAUAUAUUAUAUUGAAGGAAGAAGAAGCACUAAGAAAGGGGAAGAACAAUUAUACAUAUAUUAUUAAACAGAGGAAUAAAACAAUACGCAAAGAGAAGUUUAAUAAAAUGCAAAAAACACACAAUUGGAAAGAAGGCAAAACAUACAAGCGUAAGCAUAAAUACACAUCUAAUAUAACUUUAUUGACUAGGCUUAGGAGCGAAGCGGAAGAAAAUGAAAACGGAAAAAAGAAGAAGAAAUUGUUCAAACUAUUGAUUAUUAAAUUGAAUAAAAAACCAGAAAAACCUUUGAAAAUAAGCGUAAAAUCCCGUUUCAAAUGUUUAAGAUGCCACAUCAAAAAUAAUACCAUAAAAACACUCCGGUAGUAAGUAAAAUGAAUCAAAUUCGUUCACUCUCAAUCUAACACAUACAGAGAUAUACACACACACAAACAAACUUAAGAGGUAAUUUAACUCAGUCGUAUUUUAGAUGAAGCUUUCGAGUGGAACGUUUCAAGUGAAAUUUGUUCGUUUUUCUUUUUGAGUGACGGGGCAAAUUUCACAACAAACUUUUCUUAGCUCAUUCUUAAGCGUUAGUCCCUCGUUAUUAGAAACAGAGUAUAAAAAAAACAUGAAAAUGAUGGCAAAAAAAUUGUAAAAGGUGUCACCGCUGAGUGAAACAAGCGAAACUCAAGCUAAAUUUAUUUCUUUUUCUACACCCAAAAAAAAAAUUAACAGGAUUAUUUUCAAUAGGAGCCUCGUCCCCCUGAACCCCUCUUCCUAUGUUCCUAGCCCACCCACCAAAAUCGAUACUACAUACUGCAUGGUGUAAGAUGAGAAAACAAGAAACAAGCAAAAAAAAACAGCAAAAUCCCCUCAAACACAAAACUUUUUUGUCUAUAACGGAACGAUAAGGAUAUACAUUACUAUACUUAAUCAGGUACCCAUAAUAAUAACAAAAAAAAGAAGAGAAAAGUAAACAUAGAUGAAAACACUAUCCAACCGAGCGAGAGAGAGCGAGACAGAGAGAAUAGAAGCGAUGCGCGUCUGAUUCUGAUUUUUUUUUCUAAGUAACUGUAAAGAGCAAGUGAUUGAUUUAUUUUUUCGUUCAUGUGAUUUUCAGUUUCUUUUUUUUUUGAUUAAGCUUACUCCCUAAGGAAAAAAAACAAUGAUGAAGAGACUCAGAGCCUGAAGCCUGUUUUUUAAUGAUUACUUUUUAAGUUUGUCGUCGUUCGUUGUAAGGAUCUAAUCUUUAUCGGGAUAGAAGCAAAAGUAAGAGAAACCCCAAAGCUGCGCGUUUUUAAAGUUUAAAACUCUUAGAGGUACAUUUUUUUUUUAAAAAAAGGUGACGUUAAUCACAAAACACAUCCCCUCCUAUAAGUGAACAGAAUAAGGAAGCAAAUACAUAGAAUUACUACUCUCUUGUAAUCUUAGAUGGGCAAGCUUAAAGAUGAAUAAAUAAAGUAACGUUUUUUGACGAAACGGUAUUGAUAAACGAACGGGAAACCUCCUUUUGAUCAGUCGUGUUAAGCUUAACUUUAGAGAAGAAAUACAAAGGAACGUGAGGUAAUGAUUUGUUUUUUUUUAAACUAAUGAUAAACUAAAUGAAGAGAUAUAAGAAAAACCUGAUGAGUGGAAGAGAAAAAAACAGUCUAGCGAAUAAUUAUUAUGGGUAAGUUUGAUACAACAUAAGCGAAAAACCAACAAAUUAGAGAAGCGAAAGUGCAUUGGGAAGCGCAGUCUUCCCGUUUUCUUUCAUUUCGUAAGGACAAAGCUAAACUACAAGUUUAAAGGUAACCUCUUAGUAAUGAUAAAAAACAAACACGUUUCACCUGAUUAGUAAUUCAAGCAGACAGACCGAAAACAGCAGGCAUCCAACUUGAGUUUUCUUGCGUUUUUGUUUUCCAACGACAUUUACACUGAAAACGAAAAAUAAAAACUAGAAAAAGAAAUAAGUUACUUCUAAUGAUUCUACAUCUGUGAGAUCCCCAUUCAAAACUAAAAGUAAAGCAACAAAAAAAAAUCACUAAGCUCAUGCAAUGAUCCAUUGAUUAAUUAAGAAGAAGAAGAACAGUUAUUGAACAAUGAAGCGCGCCUGCCUUAUGUAGAAGUACAGGCAGAGCCCCCCAUCCUUUUGUGUGUUUAGAAUAUUCUUCGUCGGGACUUGUACAAAAGAAAAUUAAUCGUUUUUAUAACAACAAACUAUUUAGCACUUUGGCGGUUUAGCAAGCUGCAAAAGGGAUUUAGUGUCUUCAUUUUUCUUUCUUUCUUUCUUUCGGUGUUUUCGCCAAAAACUAUAUAUCUCGGUUUUCGUCAUUUUUUACACGCAUUCAACGUGUCGUCUAAGCCUGGUUUUUGCUUUACAUCUGGAACAAAAGCUGACCAAAACAGUAAACAUUAGCGAACAUAUUGAUAAUUGAUAGUCGCAUAACAGACAAGAGAAGAAGAAAAAAAAAACACAUCAACAAACAAUUACAUUAUAAUCAUGAUCUAAUCAGUGAUCGUAUUCUGAGGACGAUCUACUGGUCAUUUUUUUCGUUUUUAUUAUUUUUUUUUAUUAAAUGAAUUAAACAUCAAUUAUCAUUUCACGUUUUAUUUUAUUUUUUGUCUUAAAUAAUACACCUGAUUAAAAAAACUUUAUAUUUUGUCUAGUAUAGCAGAAGUGGUGAAGAUAUUCUAAUUAUUUUUUUUUCCUAACGAUAAUUAUGCUGAUUCUUUUAUUCCUGUUCAAUUCGAAGUAAAAGAAGAUCAAAUAAAGCAAGAAAAGUAGUUUUGUUUCUUUUUUUUUCAUAUGUUUGAGAAAUUUUAGUUGAUUUUGAACAAAUAGGUAAUGGUAGUAGGCCGUGAGUUAGGUAGCUUCAUUUUGUUUUGAUUUCCAAUUCGAGCGUCAGAACAGUAUUAUUCUACACUAAAGCGGAUUAUUUUUCGUUCGAAGUUGAUUUGCAACGCCAGCAAAAACAAUUCGGAGCCGGAUUUGUUUGAAUAAUCAAUUGAAUUUAGUAUUUCAACGGAUUAAUCUCCAUCGAUACUUGAUGUUUCUACGCUAACAUAAGUCAAUGUGAUGAUAUUUGGAUCUAGAUCAUCCCGGAUGUAAUGAUGGGGUGUCUUCUACGCUUCGUACGUGGUGUGCAACUUCCUUUCUUGGCGGUGUUAAUGGCACAUUGGUUAUCGCACCCAAUGUUCCAAUAAAUCGUGCCAUAACGGACUAUAUUCUCACACUAACGUCACUAGAAGACUAUUUUCUUCGAGUCACUAGGUGACGUGACUAUGAGAAAAGGGCCCAACAAAGGUUCCUGAACGGUGACCGCCAGUUCUCCAUAUUCGGCUCCAUACAAGGACAGAGCGACAGUAGGUUGUCAUUUACAACACCAGGCAAUAGUACCGUUUGUAGCAUAAAGAUGUACUGCCUAUAAUUGCACACCAGUCCCAUGUAGAUAGGGAAUCCCAUAAAACAUGGGAAAAAUGCGGUAAUGAGCAGUGCGUCGAAUGACUUAAGCCCGUUCAAAUACGAUGUCCAAAUUUCAUCGAUGUAUCCUACAAGUUCAACUUUGCCUAAUUUCUUGUAUUGAAAUACGUUUCAUGCAGAUAACGAAACAAAUGUUUGACUGCUUCGUAGUGCUUGCUUCCUGUGGUAACCGAGAAAAUCACUAGCAAACUCUAUCGAACUCGUAACAGCCAACUAAAGACGUCCAACGUCUACGAUGUCAAAAGAGGGACUGUCCGGACAACACAUUUUAGUGAACCGUUUCACCAAUACCAAAGCGUACACGAAUAGUAGACAUAUUCAUAAUAGAGUACGAGUAUCACAUCUCCGUUUUUUUAUUUUAAAUAAAAUCAACAAAAUUCAGAGGUUUUUAAGUGCUAGUUCUAACUGUACUUAAAUUUAAACUCAUGGGCUGAAACGUUUUGAAGGCUUCGGAGCACGUGAUGAUCUUCGCAGUGCAAUGUGUUCAGUCGCUUCUUGUAUUGACGGUGUGUCCCCCGGCUCAAACUGUACCUCAUCUGGACCCGACACCUUCCGUAGGUGAGACGUAUGUCGAUCGAAACACUUGUCAGUUUCGCUUGAUUUAACGGUUACACUUGGUCCAUUUCUUUUGACAACUACAUACUCCUCUUUGCCAUAAUCAGUUGUCAGCUUAUCUUGAGUCAAUAAAUUUUUCAUUAAAACUGUGUCACCUGUCUGAAUGUUACUUGGUCUUGCUCUACGCUUCUCAUCUUCUCGCUCUUUUCCUUCAAAUUUCUUUUGUAUAUCUCUAUCCCUGAAAUCCGAAUGUGGCGGGGUUGUACCAAGGUCAUCGAUCUGCGGAAACUUGAAGCGAACUUUUCUAUUUUGAAGCAGCUCACUUGGUGCCAUACCAGUGACUGAAUGAGGUGAGUUAUUGUACAGGAUCAAAUAAUCGUCCAACUCGACUUUCCAAUCCCCGUAUAAAGCAUUCGAGAUCUUUAACCGUUUUAACAGUGACCUGUUUUGACGUUCGACCUCACCGUUUGCUUGUGGCCAGUACGGCGUGGUGUGGUUCAAAACAACGCCAAUCGAUGUGCAAAAAUCAGUAAACUCCUUUGAGACAAAUUGUUUUGCGUUAUCUAGGGUUAUUGUUCUUGGAUAACCCCAUGUUCUGAAAAUUUUCUUCAAUCUUCGUACCGUUUCGCAAGCUGUGAUCCUGGACAUUACCUCUAGUUCCAUGUACCGGCUAUAGUAGUCGAUUACGACAAGCACAUAUUCACUCGUAGGCAUAGGACCUAAGAAAUCGAUCGCAAGGUCAACCCACGGCUUCUCGGGCAUGGAUCUUCUCGUCAUUGGUUCUGGAGGGUCCGCGGUGUGUACAAGACGACAUCCUUCGCAAUUAUCGCACAUCUUGAUCGCAGCCUGGUCCAUAUUUGGCCAUUACGUGACGUGACGCCAUUCUGCCAUUACGUGACGUAUAAAAACUUCAGACUCUUCUUGCCAACUUGUGUCGCUACAGUGUGCGGCUAGUCUGGAUAACGAAUCAGCCAGAUUUGCGGAACCUUUCCUAUAGACAACGAUGAACUUAAAAGCUUGCAAUCUCAAAAGCCAACGCUCAAUUCGAAUCGUAGGUCGAGAAGUGGCUGUGAAAAUAGUUUCUAGUGCUCGAUGAUCGGUCUCGAGCUCGAAAGUAAUACCUAGCAAGAAUAUGCGGAAUCUUUCAACCGCCCAUACGAUUCCGAGUGCCUCUUUUUCGAUAGCUGGAUACUUUUUCUCCGUGUCCGACAAACUCUUCGAUGCGUAGCUAAUUACUCUUGGCAAACUUCCUUUGAACUGGAUCAGCACGGAACCUAGCCCUACCCCUGAGGCAUCAGUGACCAAUAAUGUGCGGUCUUUUGGGUCGAAAUAACCUAAAUAGUCCAUGGACCCAAUGCGGUGUUUGAGUAAAUCAAAUGAAGUUUGAUGUAUUUGUUCCCAUUCAAAUCUAGAUGAUGGUUUGACCAAAUCUCUCAAAGGAGAACUAUCGGUUGCUAGAUUUGGGAUAAAACGGGAAACGUAGGUAACGAGACCUAGAAAACUCCGGAGCUCUUCUCGUGAUUUGGGAGCACGACAGUUCAAAAUAGAUUCAACUUUAUCGUCCGAAGGGAGCGCACCCUUUUCCGAAAGCUUGUGACCCAAGAAAAUGAUUUCUGUUUGUUUGAAUUUACAUUUGUGAUGGUUAAGUUGAAUUCCGAGUUCGUCAAUUCUCCGUACUACUGAUUUGAGUGCCCGAUCAUGUUCCUCUUCUGUUUCGCCGUAUAUAAAAAACUCAUCUAUGAAUCCCACCAUGUUUCCACACGUCGCAAACAAACUCUCCAUCAAACUCUGAAACAGUUCAGGGGCACAAUUUACUCCGAAAAAUAAACGUUUGAAUCGAAAUAAUCCCCAGUUAGUGAUGAAGGUUGUUAUGUCUCUGCAUCCUUCAGAAAGUAUGAUAUGAUAGUAUGAAUCUUUCAUGUCCAACAACGAAUAGAAACGUGCGUUUCGAAUCCUGGAUAGAAUCUCCUCGAACACCGGUAAAGGAUGGUUUAAACGUUGAAUUGCUUGGUUUGCCCGACGCAUAUCAAUGCAAAUACGUAAGUCACCGUUGUCCUUAAGGAUAGGAACUAGUGGUGAAACCCAGGACGUCGGUCUUUCAACACGUUCUAUUAUACCUUGCGCCGAUAAAUCAUCUAACUUUGCUUUAACUUUUUCUAACAGCGGGACUGGACAUCUCCGAAGCGGUUGUAUUACGGGAGCCACGCUUCUGUCUAUUGGGAGUGUAAGCUCAACAUUUUUUAUGUGCGGAAAUUUCAUUUUCAAAGUUUCUGCAUGAUUUAUACCAAUCGAACAGUUUUCAAGGCCAACUCGAAGAACACCAAGUUUCUGGGCGGUAUCUUUUCCGAGCAAUGCCUGCUGACCCUUCUCGAUUACAAAAAACGUGGAGUGGGUUUGAACUUUUUCAUCGGCCCCGAUUAUUUGGAUGUUGGCAUCGAAAACGGUUAAUAGUUUCAAUGGUACUUUACCAUACGCGAGAAACUUUUUGGUUGAAUCAAAACGAAUGUUGUUAACAGUCACAUUUUGUAGCUGCAUCAUAUUCCAUGUGUUAUCAUCAAUAAGGUUAUAUUUUGAACCGGAAUCGAUCAGCAUUUGUAUAGCUAUUCCUCCUACUAAGCAGUUAAUAUGAUCGUCCGAUGUAUCUUCAAUAUUAUAAACAGGCAAUUUUUCCUCUAAGUUAUAUCCGUCAACUUCGACAGCCAACACGCUUCGUGGCCGCUUAAAAACUUUCGCUCGCUUUUCCUCUUCAGCCGGAGGAAAACGUUUUCCAAAAUUUCCUGUAUUUGGCUGAAAAAAAAAAUAUUAUUUUUUUUUCUUUUUUGUUAUAACUACUUACAUUAACCCUUACACUAAGGUUUCUGCAUACCGACUUAAAGUGACCAUUUCCACCACAUCGCAAACAUUUUUGAUUUGUGGCCGGACAUCUUUCUCCGCUAUGUUGGUUGUAACCACAUCGUGUGCAUCUUGGUCUACCGCCCUGCUGUAAUUCUAUUUUGGUAGUCAUUUUUGGUUUUGCAUAGAGCCGCUGAAUGUUUGAAAUCGACAGAUUUGGUUUCUUGCUCAUCGCAGAUGCCUGGUACUUCACUGCCUGAUAGGAGUUUACUACCUUAACACAAUCAUUUAACGUUAGAUUUUCCCUUUCUAAUAACCUUUCUCGGAGAUCCUCUGGAGCAGCUUGAAUUACUUUGUCCAUUAUAGCUAUCUGCCGACUGUCCAGAGCUGUUUUUCCGAACGAGCACUUCUCAGCUUUUUGUUGAAUCCUCUCCAAAAAUUUCUCAAUCGGUUCUUCAACAUCUGCUGUCAUAGUCCAAAAUAAAUAUCUCUCAAAACUCUCAUGAUGUUUUGGAGAGAAAUGAGCCUCUAGCUUCAUUUUAGCUACCAUAUAUGGGUCAACGUUUUCAGAAACCUCAACGUCAGCUCCCGGAAUAGAAUCAAAAAUGCUUUGUAAUUCCAAUCCGCCCAUUGCUAAUAGCUGUAUUUUCUUGAUGGCACUGUCUACAAUGCCUGACGCUGUCAUGACUCGUUCGAAACCACGAAUCCAACCGGCCCACGCAUUUCGUAAUUCUGUAGUAGGCAAGUGUCUGAACCGGAAUUGUGGGAGAUUAUAAACAGCUGGAUUGAAACUUUGAGUUGUCUGAAGAACAAACACAUUUUGUUCGCCUUCCUUUCCUUGAUCUAGCUGCGUUGGAUUUUCAUUCGCCAUUCUGUUAGAAUAAAUAAAUAAAGCGAUAUAUUUUCGUAUGUCUCACACAGUAUUUAAAUUUCAGUAGCAAACAUGAUAAUGUAUUGUCUAGCCCGAGAUAAACUAGCGUUUCGUAGAUUUGUUGCUAUAUGUGUAGUACAUGAGUGUGUACGAAACAAAAAUAAACGUCAAAUCGUUUUUUCGCUUGCACUAAUGCAAAGUGAACAGGCGCGUAAUUCAGCGCACGGCUUGGUGGCGCAUGGCUGAAAUGUCACGAUGUGGUUUUUAGAAAAGAUUCGCAAUACACAAGCACGUUUCAUUUUGACACCAGUCUCGGCGUGACUUAAUUGCAUAGGGUUAGGUACUCUUACACUAGGCGUUAGUAAUGUCAUUACUGAACAGUAGUGUAACUUUCAAUGAUCGUGUGAGGCGAGUAAUGAUGGAAUUUUCAUACAAUUCCAGUAAGUCAUCACUCAGUAAUGACAUUUUUAUUUCACGUGUAAGGUUGCUUAUAGACUGUGGUUGGAGACAUGUUUGUGUAAACGGUAUUUGUUUCGUUUCACCAAGUUCCUCCACCAACACUUUAGUCGGUACAAACUGCGGUACACAAACUAAUAAUAUCCUUAGAUAAAGAUGAGAAUUUUCGUAUUGUAAUCUCGAUCAAAGCAGACCAUUUGUUCAUCAACUGCGCGCGGCAGUCCCUUGGAUCAGUUUUUGGUAUUGUCAAAUUUUCUCGACUAUUUUAACACAGAAAGCAUUUCUGUAAAACUUAUGUUCACUCAAGCUCCACUUUUUUAGCUUGUAUUUUAAAGUUUGCAUAACAUUUUUGGUGUGCAAUUUCAAACACAGAAUUUGUGCUGUGAAAUUUCCACUCACCCGAGCUCAACUUUUUUAGCUCGUAUUUAUGUUCCUGAGGUUAUUUGUUUUCCUCGUCACUUCAGUGUUUUUUUUUCACAUGGGCUUUUACUUCAUUUCACCCAUCUUUUCAUCUUAUUCAUGCAAAACAAAAUGGCCUCUAAUGACUCACAGUCUACAUGCAAUUGAAUAAUUUGAUUUCAUGUUGUCACACUCAUCGUGUUACUUACGUUUAUUUAACGGUAUGGUUUCAAACAAACGCCUAAUUCACAAAAGUCGACUUUUUAUCAGAAAAACGUCCCUCUCGUCGCCAUUUAUGUGGUAACCGAGAAAAUCACUAGCAAACUCUAUCGAACUCGUAACAGCCAACUAAAGACGUCCAACGUCUACGAUGUCAAAAGAGGGACUGUCCGGACAACACAUUCUAGUGAACCGUUUCACCAAUACCAAAGCGUACACGAAUAGUAGACAUAUUCAUAAUAGAGUACGAGUAUCACACUUCCUACGCGGUCAUGCUGUAAUGGCUUCAUUGACUGACUGACUAUUCUCAAAGCCCCGUUACUUGGGGACUAGAAGGAAAUUUUCUUCUAGUCACUAGGUGACGUGGCUGUGAGAAUAUGGCCACUAGUCUGGUACAAUGCACUUAAAGCUUCUAACAGCCUUCUGGUACAGAACUCGAUGCAUAUUACGGCGUCUUCUGGUGCUUUCAGAGUCAUCUCUAUUGUUAGUUUUAUACAUGGGUUGAUUGUAUACCAUUCCCCAGAAAGAUUUUCCUAGAAUGUGCCAUUCCAUAGAAUACCUCAUUACCAAAAAAUGAGAUAUUUUUUUCAUUUUGUCUGGUCAAGCCAAAGGUUUGCGCAUUACUUAAUUCAAGGAUCUUUUGAGGUGUAAAGCUGCUGAGAGUGCGCCGUCGGAAGCGGCGGCCCCUCGCAAGCAAACCUGUUAUCCACUCGUAUAGCCGGUUUUAGUCGAACGUAGGGAUUGGCUAUUGCUUUCAAACAUGAGCAGUUCUUUGCAUUUGUAUGCUAAAGAACACUUGCACACAUACUUGUGAUCUAUUGGUCUGCUAGGCUUAUUCAAACACUGGUCUUGAUUCCUUCUUUCGAGCGUUUCUUGAAUCUGUGUAUAUUUAAAUCGAAAUGAAUUCACAUUUUGACAAAUGGUUUGGUUGGUAUUUAGAGCAUUAUCCUUCUUUGACGGAGUCUGCCUCCGGAACAGAUGUAGUUGGAGAGGUCAUUACCUGACCGUGUCGAGCAUUGCGUUGCUUGACUUGUCCAAGGCUUCUGAUACCACCUGGAGGUAUGGCAUAUUACGAACAUAUUAGAAUGAUCAACGUGCUGAACAGUUUCCUGGCAGAAAGAUCGUUCCAGAUUAAUGUAGAGGGUUACUUACCGCCCGCGCAUCCGCUGGAAAACGGUGUGCCACAAGGUUCACUGCUCUCGGUUACGCUGUUUCUCGUGGCUAUUCAACCCAUCGUUCGCGUGGUUCCCAACACUAUAAAGAUCUUGUUGUACGCCGACGAUAUCCUAUUCAUAGUCAGGGGGAAGAAACACCAGCCGCUUUAUCGAAAACUUCAGUCAGCAGUAAAAGCCGUCCACAAAUGAGCGAGAAGUGUUAGAUUUACGAUAUCUGCAACGAAAUCCAACAUCUUCUAUUGCAGCCCUAAUGCCCGCCGUUCACCCAGUCAAGCAAUCACGAUAGAUCGAGUUUCUAUACCGACAGAAACACGCCUGAAAACUUUCGGUAUCACUCUCGAUCUCAACUUCGUAGCGCACAGCAAAUUGACGAAGGAGGCAUGCGAAUCUAGGUUGCGCAUCCUGAAGAUGAUCGGUGCCAAACUACCCCGUAGUCAACGCUCUUCUUUACUGCAAAUUUGAUCUGCAAUUAUUACUUCACGUCUUUUGUAUGGCUUCGGGCUCGUUAGUAGAUAUGCAUCUGGAGCAUACGUCACCAGUCCGAUCAUAGCCAGUAUGGCAGAAGCAGGUACUCUACCGUUAUAUCUCCUCAUUCUCCAAACUGUAGCCCAAUUAGCCAUCAGAAUGUUGGGAAACAGCAGAGAGAAUGCUGACCUUCCUCUGGCUCGCCGAGCCUCCGAACGUCAGACAGAAAUAGUUGGAACGCCUCUCCUAAACGAACGCGACUAUCUGAUCGAAAGUGGUACGAUCGCAUGCCCCAGAUCCUUUAGGACAUCAAGAAGCGUGUAAAAGCUGGAGACCGCUCGGGAAUUGUUCGUCCAGUUGUUCAAGAGCUCCUGACAUAUCGCCUCAGCUGUUCAACAAUCGUCUACACUGAAUGCUCGAAAGACAAUACCGCAGUAUUUAGGCGCGGGAGUAUUUGGAGAACACUUCCAACAGUCACUUGGCCUUCCACAGCAAUGCAGUGUAUUUUUGGCAGAGGCAUUCGCAAUAAAAGCAGCGGUAACAAUUGAAUGUCAGCGACUUAUGUCGUUUUUGCUUGAGGUAGAAACUAAUGGCGAUUUCGCAUGAACCUAGGGUGACCAUACGUCCUGGUUUCCCAGGGCAUGUCCUGGUUUUUCACUGACUGUCCUGGUGUCCUGGGAAGUCGAUGCAGAAGCUGGACUUGUCCUGGUUUUUCUCCUGUAAGCCUAAUAACAGGUGUUCAAUAAAAAUAAGAGUCAUGUAGUUGAAAAACAAAAACAAAAAUCUUUAACGAAUUCAGAAUUUUUUAUUAAAAACAUAAUGUUUAUUCUUCAAAAAAACGUGAAUGAAUAUUGGAGAAGGGGCCCUGGUCAGCAUUACGACGUAACUUAGUCGCGAUGCAAUCAUAAGAGCACUGGACGGACCUGACGUCCUUCUUCUGGAUACAAUUCCGGAUCCUGGUGGUCAACUGCUUCGUACCCUUGACUUGCCAAUUAUUUUUAUACACUAAAGCACUGAGAGAGCCGAAAAAACCCCAAUGGGACGGCACUGGGGCAAGUUAGUCGGGUUUCUCUCUUUCGGCACGUAAGAUAUCUUUUUCUGCUCAGCGUCUUCUUGGCGUAAUGGGAAGACGUCUUGUCCGGCCAGAAGACGUACUUCCCAACCGUAUGAUGCUCCUUUAAGAACGGCAGAAGAAUUUUCUCAAGACACCUCUUCUGGUACACUUGUUGAUUAAUGGCCAGACCGCUCGCCUUGAACCACGGUUUUGAAAUCCUUCUGUCCGAUAUGGCGAUGUACAGCAUAACAUUUCAUUUAAAUUUAUACUUAAACUUGUAUUUUACUUAAGGGUGUGUGGCCGACUUGUCGUUUGAAUAGUAGCUGUCAUUUCCUGGAAUGUGGGUGUUCGAGAGCAGCACGAACGACGUCUCGCGGUAGUUGUUUGUCAUCCACCGGCACUGCGAUUUCACGAUCGCUAUCUGCUCGUCCAUGUCAUCGGUGACAGAGUCUUCUUCCGACAGAUGAUGUCCUCCAUCUUGGGAGCUCGGUGAAUCGAGGCCGACAUCACGCAAAUUCGUUUCGUCCUUGUUGUCGAACAGCUUCUUCAACGCUUUCUUCUUCUUCUUCUUCGUCAUUAUCUUCGCCGGUGGCCGCUACCGGCCUUCUGCUCCACGCUCAGGGAUGCCAGGAUCUGGUAAACUGUACUCACGGGCACGUUUUCGUCUCGAAAGUGGUCUACCGUAAACUUUUUUCCACGAUGGCCAAGUGUUUCGUAAAACCGCACAACACACUCACGGAGUACUUGUUGUUUCGACGCCAUCUUCGAUUGAACUGACAGCACCCGAGCGAAAAGAAACAUGUCUCCCAUUUAUAGGGAGUGCAGAGAGCAAUUCUCUUGGAGAGAAAAGAAUUUACGCUCUUUUCUUUAAUUACAGAAAGGUAUUGAAAUCAUUCUCAUUUUUUAUUGAGCACCCGUUAUAUUUCAACUUAUUGAGUUUUCGCUUUAUUCACUCUGCUCCAGAGUACGACAAACAAAACUUAAUACACUCGAAUCUCUCAAUUGUACCAUCCGAUGCCUUUUUUAAUCUCUCCAUAAUACCUCGUUAUUUCUUUUUCCAACUUACUUUUUUUACAUGGAAAUUGAAAAGAGAAAGAGGCCUUCGUAUGUACGUACCAUAUGAAUGAGCUGUAGUCUAUUUGCAACAUUUGGCCAUCGAACCGAUCCCAGUUGUGGACCAAAUUGUGGCCGCUGUCAAUGUCGAUGAAAUAAUGAUUCCGGGAUCCGAAAAAUUUCCUUUAGUACCUACCUCUAAGAAGACACAUCGAAGUUUUGGCGAUUGUGCUUCUUCUAGAGCUCUCUUGCAAGUGGCAGUUUUUCGUUCUACUGGAAAUCCAUUUCAUAAAAAGGAAAAUGGCAAAACAACAAUAACUGUCGUGGAAUAACGUUUCUACAUACAGUCUGAUGCCUACCGCGCCAGCAAAGCGAUCGAAAAAUAACAGUUGUCCCAAGCCAGUGUGGAAAAUAAUGCACCGUUACUUUCAUUGAUGCGAUAUCGAUCGUUUAUUUAAAAAUGAUUGAAACUCAGCAGCAAAAUUUGAACAAUCUUCGAUACAAUACAGUGGUCGUUUCUCCAAUCCGCCCUUGUGUUCGGGAAGUGGAACAAUCAAUAAAGGCGCAUACUCGUAAUGCGGUACUGAUAGCAUUUAAAACUUUGGCCAUGGCGAAAAGUUUGGCUAUGGGAAACAACAUGCAACACGUCGUUGCACAUGACAAUGUUAGAAUCAAGAUACCCGUUUAGAUUGACGAUGAUAAGACCGGUGUGCGUCUGCACGAUCUAUCCCCGCGUACAACCAAUAAAUUCACCAUUGAUGUCGAAGUACGUAACGGUGAAAGUUUGAAACCUGGAGAAAUUUGUUUCCAGGUGUAUCCAAUGGUGUUCGUAUCAUGAGAAUGCGAGUUACGUAACCUAUUCCUUCAUACCUGAACAUUCAAUACGAAAUAGAAAGUGCAAGCACAUCUCAAAUCACGCUGUGCACAUAUGAAGGAUAGAUCCCUACGUGCCAAGCCAUGUGCGAAAGCCUCUAAUGAAACAACAUCAACUGCGAGCAAACCCAACAACAUUUACUAAAUCACCAACAACCGGAGUUGCAACUCAGCCACCAACGAAUGCUGGAACAACAGAAUCUACACACAGCGUGUCCGAUCUUACCAAUCAACUGCCAGCACCACCGACAAUAAAGUAAAUGACAAAAAAUACGGAUACACGAUCGUGACCCGUUGGUCCCACAAACGAUUCAAACCAAAUAAUCGUGAAAACCCAUACAACAUCAAGAGGACAGCAUGGACGAAAACGAUAAACCGAGUGAAAGCAGACUAAGUGAUUUGCAUGGCUUCGCUCAUGGGCAUGGCUACUUGGGACCGUUGAUGUUUCUGCUUUGCUUCAAUGACAUGUAUUCAGUGCUGAAAAUCCUCGUCUGUUCCUGCACAGACGAUCUUAUAAUAAUUCGUCUCAUUUGCUCAAUUCUGGAUUUCCGAUUUCUCCAACAACAGCAUAAAACUUUCGCUGAUGGAGGUGUAGCAAGAACUUCGUGUGUAAAUCCUAAAAAGCACGGUGAUCGAAUUCCCACGAAAAAUUGUCUGAUAGAGCUGUUCCUCUCAGACCCACAGAAUUUUUUUACUGCCGAAGCUCUGCUUGCCCGGCACAAGAUCUUUGUAACUGCCGAAAAUCUGUGAAGAAGGCACAGUCGAUUGAUAGGUAACGGGGGGAGGGAGUCCCCUUUCGACUGUCCUGGUUUUUUACUCGCCCCAUAUGGUCACCCUACAUGAACCUGAAACUGAGUCAGGUUCUAACCCCAACCGCUGUCAGUUCAUACAUUUUGACAGCAGUUGGGGUUAGGAACUGACUCAGUUUCGCCUCAAACAAAAACCACAUAACUCAGUUUCGGGCCUAACUGCUGUCAAACCGUUUGUUUGGCGCCAGUUUCGAACCUAGGUUAUGCGCCACUGAACUGAAAACCGAGUUGGGUUCCAACCUGAAAUAUAUUUCGGGUUCGCUCACACCACCGCUGUUUUGCGAGAACCUAACUUUGGUUCCAUCAAAAACGUUUGUUUGAAGCAACUAACCUGGGUUAGAGUCUAGGUUCUCAAUCGAAAACGACAUUAGUGAUAAUGUCCGAUUCGACCAGCUGUUUAUCGGCAAUCGAAGCCGGUACAUCCCAAUACCCGUAGAUCCAGGAAAUCGAAAACCUGCUACGAUAUCGCUCAAUCAAGCUUUGCUGGAUUCCAGGUCACGCUGGCAUCCGUGGUAACGAGGAGGCUGACUGACUCGCAGGAGAAGUGAGGAACUAUUAGCACAGACUCGAAAACAACGCUUCGCCCGCUUUAACGGUCAUUUUUAAUAUAUUUUUAUAAUAAUUUUGUAUUUGGGACUGUGGCCAUAUUUACAAGUUAAGCGCCACGAUAUAUGAAUCCCAGUCAAAAAGGGCAAGUUGCUGGCUAACGGGGGGCUAUUUGCCAACUCGGAUGCGCUAAUUGCCCUUUAAUUUGCCAGCAAAUUGCUGGCAAUUCGGGGGCUAUUUCAAAUGCAACAUUUGGGCGAUUUGCCGCUGUCAUUUUUUUGCCGCUCUACCUGCUCUUAAAUCGCCCGGGGAACGCGCCACUUUAUCACCCUUAAUUGCCUAAUAGGAAAAUUACAAAAGAUUUUUAUUUUCGGAUUCAUUAUCUACUCACAUAAACUUUUCAGUACACUAGGUAAUCACCACAAAAUUAUAGAAAAAAUCAAUUGUGAAAUUAAUAUUGCACACCAAAACUUACCACAAUCUGACUUUUAUGAAGACUUUAGAUCAGAGAUCUUGUUCCACUAUACUUACACACGAUUCCACAAUUUCUAACAUUAUUUGGCCAAAUUGAGAGCACUGGACAAACAAAAUACAAGUGAGAACACGCGCAUUGUUUAAACAAACAAUUUUAAGCUUAAGCCAAGCAUAAACCGCCAUGUUUGAAAAACGCAAAAAUAACCAAGUCCAUUUCAGCCGCCAGAAAAGUUGUCUAAGUAUUGAAAUUGCUUUAAAUCGCAUUCACAAAUUGCAUUUGUUCCUAGGGGCAAUUAGCACAGGCGAGUUGAGUCAAACGUCAAACUGUUUAAAUCGCCUGACCAUGUUCGUCCGUAUUUUUUUGACCGGGACCCCAUCAUCAAAUGGGACCGUGAAUAAAAGCGAAGCUAGUGCUCUGGGAAAAUUACAGGAUCGAUGGUGUUAUGUCUGUUAGUCUGUGCUGUUAGUACUGAUUAUUUGUAAUUUGAAUACAUUUUAUAAAACAAGUACCUUUCUUUUACACAUGAGUUGUUCUUUUGAGUUUAAUUUUUUAAAUAUUUGUUUUGAUACACUUUUGAAGCUAAGCAAUGGUUAUUCACAGAUCUUAGAGAUAGUGAUAGUCGUGAUUACAACGAAAUUUCACCUUACAAGCAACAGAUACAGAGCGCCUGCCAAACUAGAUAUUUCGUACAUAGCUCCAAUGACACUCCCAGCCUGUUUGUGACAUUAAAGCGGCUUGAAUUUCACCAGAAAUCGCUAGCUACCCUUUUCGUCGUCGCUGCGGCUUCCGACUUUCGAUUCUAUCGUUUCUUACAUUGGUAACAAUUCAUAAAAUGGUCUUCAAGCAAAAAGUAACCUAUCAAAUGUUUGCUCGCGCUUUUCGAAAAUUCGAACAACUCGCAGCCCAAGUUAGCUAAAUCGUCAAAAGGGCCCAUUUCAACUUUGACCGGCGUAAUAAAAGUGUUUCUGGUCGGGAUUGGGGAGAAGACGUAAACCGAAAGCCGCAACGAUGACAAAAAGGGUGGUUUCAAGCGGAACACCUACCCCUCCCACUGGGAAUGUUGUGGAGUUCUUCAUGAAUUAUCUGGCGGUAUUUUAUUUGUAACUAGGACCGUCAACCAGGAUCGUCUUCAUGGCCGUCAUAUGAAUACGAUCAAUGAGACACUUCUAAUAAAAAAAUUUGAACCUAGUCACUAUCUCGACAGACAUACACACUUAAUUUUUUCUACCAAAUCUCAGCUUUUUUCGCAUCUUUUGUCGAAAUCUCAACAGCUGAGAUCUCAGUAAACAAUUUUUUUGCUGAGGUAUCAGUAAAAGUGACGUUUCAUAGCUGAGACUCGGAAAAUAUUUCACAAAAAAUCUUACUUUACUAUCAGUUUCUAAAUUUGCUGACUACACGGCUGUUGGGAAAUUGCCGGACAGAAUUGAGUGUGUAAACAUUGCGUAACUUCAAAAGUGUAUCAAAGCAAAUAUUCUAUAAAUGAAACUCAAAAGAAGAUGUCUUCAUAUGAUCAAUAAUCAGUACUAACAGUGCAACAUAGCACUUUCAAAAUUGUCCCAACUUCUGAACAAAUUACCCUGCUUGACACAAAGAUAUUUGACAUAAGACAUAAUAUGGCAGUUGGCCAUGCGACAUAUCAAACGUGUUGUAUAAGAGGAUCGUACUUUUAACCCUCGAGCACUCGCGCUGUUGCACUUUGUACAUCACUUUGGAAUUUUUCGUUAUCAUUUAGUUGCGAAGACAAUUACCAAUGCCAAACUACUAUGUAUUGCUCAGAAAUCAUGUUUUAUACAGGAUACACUCAUUUUUGUGCAUUGAUAUAGCUCAAGUGCAACAAUACAAUCUGAAAUUGUUUGAUGAAACCAGACCAAUAGAACGUGCGUUGUGGGAAGUUCAACCAAACAAUAUUCUUCUCUUUUCAACUUCCUUCGGCAAACUUGUUCAGAAGAUCAAGAGCUAGUCAGUGGAAGAUACAAUAGUUUGAUAUAAAAUUCUGCCGCUAGGUGACGCCAGUGAGCAUGUUAUUUUUUCAGCUUACUAUAUCCCAAGAUCUAUAUUUUUUAGAAAGUCAAUAUCUUCGACGAAGUUGCUAAGCAGAUCAAAACUUAUGAGGUGGUAUAACGGCUGCUUCAGAAAACUACCGUUAGGCGGCGCUAGUGAGCUUGUCAGUUGUUCAACCUAAUGUAUCUCAAUUUCCUGAUUUUUUAGCGAGUAAGUGCAUUCGGCAAAGUUGCUCACGAGAUUGAAACCUUCGAGGUGGUACAUCGAAUAAUAUGUGAGUCUUCCACUACGAGGUGCUAGUGAACUUGAGCAUGUAAUUUUUUCGACCCACUGUAUCUCAGUUUCCCGUCUCUUUGGAAGGUCAUUGUUCUAUCUUUUCUUCGAACUAAAACCAAAAAUGGUGAAUGUCACCAAGGGAUAGAAUAAAUCGUUGAUAUUCCGAAAAUAAGUUCACUAAAUUGUCAGAUGACGUUCCUCUAACUCAACUAAACUAAUUUAUUCAUUUAUAAUUUUGGAAUAUGUACGCAAAGAAAUUAGUUUGGAAAGUCGUAAAACUCAUGUGUACCAUUUCUGUAACACCAACCAACCACUCACGACGGUAAUCUGUAAAAGAGGCUGCUUAUAACAUGCAUAUAACAUGAAAUAAUGACACAACCUUCCUAAGUACAGAAAAAUGCCAACCAAGCACAAUUUUUCUUCGAUUUCUUCAACGUACUGAUUUGAUUCGAAAAUAGUAUAGUCACUCAUGACAUUAAUUAUACUAUCAUACAUCUAAAUAGUCGCAAUCUUGACGUUCAGAAAUCAUGGAUAUUCAUGCUCACUAGCGCUACCUAGGUGCAGAAUCCCAAACUAUUCAGUGUUUCGUUUCAUAGGUAUUGUGCAACUAUAUCGAAGAUACCGUCCUGCUAACAAAUCAGGAAUUCGAGAUAGAGUAGGCCAAAAAUGGUAUGGCCACUAGCGCCACGUAGUAGCAGAAUAUCGAACUAUUUCGCAUACCACCUCGUAGGCUUUGAUCACCAGAACAACAUUGUUGAAGACACAUAUCUGCUGAAAAAUCAGAUACUUUAGAUACAGUAGAUCGAACAAAAUUGAAGCUCACUAGCGCUGCCUGGCGGUAGAAUUCUGUCAAGUCAAUGCGCCUCUCUGAAAGGCCAUUAUGUACUGCCCGAGUUUGCAGAAGAAAGUAGUGCUCCAAAAUGAUACGGAUCACGAAGUAUUCUAAACACUAUCUGUGUUGUACAAAGUACAACGUGCGAGUGCUCGUGUUACAAAAUUUGGCGCGACUACCGGAGGGUUAUGUACGAAACAUUUACAAUUCAUAAGAAGAAUAAAUGUUCCAGGAACCCACAAAACCAUUUGUCAAAAUGUUGAUUCACAUUCAUUUGUUGUUGUUGUUGCACAUUCAUUUUGAUUUUAAUAUAGAUUCAAGGAAAGCUCGAAAGAAGGAAUCAACACAUAUGUUUGAAUGAAACAGGCAAACGAGAAGAUCACAAGUUAGCUUACAAGAGUGAUUUGGCGUUAAGAUUCAAAGUACUGCUCAUGUUUGAAAGAAGGAAUCAAUUCCUAUGUUCGAGUAAAUCGGGUAUGCGAAUAGAUAACUGGCUUGCCCAAGUAACCAUAAACAUUAAUCCAUUGCACUAUAUUGGCUAUACAUUUGCACUAAUGUUGCAUUGAAACUCCAUUACAGCAUUAACAAUACAAUAAAGCUCUAUAUUAGCAUCAAUAAUGCAUAAAUGCACAGCCGAAAUAUAGCAUUAUCGCUUGCUCUAUAUGCGUAUAUAAUACAUGCUUCAGGAUCUUUAAAGGAUGUUUAAAGGAUUUAAAGGAUGUACAUUUAGUGCUAUUAUAGAGCAGGUAGAAAGCUAUUGUAAUGCUGUGAGUUUAUUCGUUAUGCAACUCUCCUUUAAGAUUAUAUUCGGCAUAUUUCAUUUCAAUCGAAUAUAUGCAAGGUACCUCAGUUCAGUACUUACUAAAGGUAAUUUUCUUAAAACAAUCAUAUCAUGUGAGAACGAAAACCUAUUAAGGAUAUUCAUCAAUUAUGGAUUUUUUUUUUAAUUUUUCCUCAUCAUAGCGAAAUACAAGAAGUGGUUUUAAAACUGUGGCGGACAAUGACAGCCAACUGAAGCUUUCUUAUAACACUAGUAGUGCCAAUAUUAGGCUUUCAAAUUUGACAUUCGUAUGCUGGUGCUGAAUAAUAGCAUUAGUACUGCAAAAUCGAGCUGUCAAUCUCUGCGCAAUAGCUGUCAAUAGUGCUAUUCACUAUAUUUCGUCUUUUCUGGCAUAAUACCAGCAUUAUAUCAGUAUUUGGGGCUUGACGGCUCUUUCAGACUACCCUAUAUACAGGGUGUUUGGUUCAUGGUUAAGAAUCUCUCGAGGGGUGAUAGACUGCCAUAUUUGGAGAAAAAAAUUGUUCUACACAUACCAUCAAAUCUCAACCGUUAUAGAGUUUUUGAACUUUUUGUGUAAAAAUCUUAUUUGUCUUAAAAUACCUCUAACUUUAAAACUAUACUUUGUAUUUUAAAUGUUUUAGUUCCAUUCGAAAGGUGAAAAAGUUUCGCAUUGAGUGAUGCCCUCACAUGUUUCAGCUAAUGAGUUUAAGUAGCCUUUUCAAAGUAAUUUAUUGAAAAUUAAGCAAUUUUAAACGAUUUUUCGUUCAUUUCUUAAAAAUCCUAAUAGUUAACCUCAUCCUUUUAAUAAUUCAGAUUGUUAGUCUUGGUGAGCUGCUUAAUUCGUUCUUUGACAUGAUACACUUAAUUUUUCUUAUUUUCAUGAUUUUGGGUUAUUCAACAUGGAUAUUUUUAUCUCAUUUUCACUAGUACCAGCUCUAAUUGAAAAAUUAUGGCACUUAUUGUACUUUUUUUCUUUUUAUUAGAAAGCCAGGAAAAUUUUACAGUGAAAACAGUAUUAAUACCUUUCAGUUAAGUGAAUUUAGUAUUCUUUUAAAAGUAAAUUAGUUUAAAGUUAGUGCUAUUAUUAGCAUUUUCGUUAAUUUUCUUAAAAUAGUAAAUAAUAAACAUCAGCAUUAUUAUCAUGGAAAUAAUGCAUCUCAGCAAGUUCUACAGUUCUUUCUUUGACUCCAUUCAAUUAUAUCUUUUGGUUUCGACGCAAAAUCGUUUUUAUCACAUCGUUUCAUAUGCAAAAAUAACGAUUUCGAACCCACUACAUUUGUGGCGAGCUCAUGCUGUGUUAACUAUUAAAUAGCAGCAAAAUGAAAAGUGAUAUAGACAAAGUGUCAAAUAAAAAGUUACAGAGAACAUUAAGGGGCAUCAAAUGAACAAUAGUAACGAUAAAUUUUGUUGAUUAAUAAUUAGAAUAAUUAAAAAACUCUCCAAAAACACAAAUUUUGAGUUAUUUCGUUAGUAAAAAAUCAUUUAGUACACUUAACUAAAAGAUAUUUGUACAUACACUGAUAGGAAAUUUUCUCAACUUUCCAAUGAAAUCUUGUAAAUAACGAUAUAAAGCAUAUUUUUUAGAUUAGAGUCUUUUAAGCACUUGCAAGUCGGUUACAGGAAAAGUAUAGUAAUGAAAUUACAAAGAAAUGAGAAGAGAUAGAAAUAUGACGUCCAAGAACAAAUUAUGAAUCGUCCUAAAACCCAACUUUUGGAUAAUGGAUAUUGCUAUAAUCAUACUUCAUUAUUUCGAGAAAAUUAGCAAAAACCUCCUCAAAAACACUAACUUUUAACUACUUUACAGCUAAAAGGUAAUUAAAACUAAUUACUUAAAAGAUAUGAGAACACCAUUCAAUAGGAAAUUUUCUCACCUUUCGAAUGGAACUGAAACAUUUAAAAUACAAAGUAUACUUUUAAAGUUAGAGGUAUUUUAAGACAAAUAAGUGUUUUACACAAAAAGUUCAAUAACUCUGUAACGGUUGAGAUUUGAUGGUAUGUGUAGAACAACUUUUUUCUUCAAAUAUGGCAGUCUAUCACCCUCCGAGAGAUUCUUAACCAUGAACCAAACUCCCUAUAUACCCUAUAUAUCAACACAAUGCACAUCAUUUCAAAUGUGACCGAAUCGAUAGCGAAGAAUGCCGUUCGAUGGAAAUGGGAGCGAGUAAUACAUUUAAAAAGAUCAAAUCAAUAAAUAAAAAAAAUAAAAUUUUUCUAGGGAAUGACUUUCUGGGAAAUGGUGCAUUCUGGGGCAUGGUUAUUUGUGGAAUGAUUUUCGGAGGAAUAGUAUACAAUCGUUCAAUUGGCUGAUUGCUUUCAUACCUGAGAUCUGAUCUGAUUCAUUCACUUCAAGCACUUCUCGCAGCCUUCUGGUACAAAACCCGUAACAGUUUCGGCCUCCUCAGGCGUUUGCCGAGUCAUUUUUGCUUUCAUACCUGAGAUCUGAUCGAUUCAUUCACUUCAAGCACUUCUCGCAGCCUUCUGGUACAAAACCCGUAACAGUUUCGGCCUCCUCAGGCGUUUGCCGAGUCAUUUUUAUUGUUUUCAACAUUGAGCAUUGAUUCACUAUACGCUUGCUGGUCCAGGCUCGCAGUAUAUUUUUUUUUCCUGAACAGGAAGUUAAUAAAUUUUUAAAAGUACCCCCAAACCCUCCCCUUGCGCACGGGUCUGUGUCGGAUCGUAUUGACGGAGGUUGCUUGCUGCGUGUUGAGAUCCUUUUCCUCGGCGGCGAUACAUUAGCUGCAUUUUCCUCUGCAACUUGGGUGUCAGUCUCGCGUUGUCGUUCACGUCCAUGUCGUCAUCGGUACUGCUUUCGUGCUGUUUAUCGUAGGAAGUUCUAAGUUGUUCUUACGGGUUGCUGUUGUAGAUCGGCCUUCAUCGGUAUUUGUUUCUUUAUUGGAAGAGUUGGUUUAGAGGCAUUUUCCGUAAUUGUUGUUACUUCGCUUUUGGUUAUGGUAGUUGGUUUACUGGUACUGGGUACGAUUGUUAUUGAUUUAGUGUUCGUUGCUGCCCGAUUUGUAGUCGUUGGUCUGCCAACCGGUUGCGGUUUAGCACACGCCGACUGUAUGCCGGCUUUGGGUGUAACAGAUAAAAUUUUCUAAGCAGACUCUGCGCAAGGUUUUCCGUUGUGUAGUGGCUGAUAGCAGAUUUGGCGCGUGAGAAUCUGUUCUGAAUGCGUAACCAAUGUUCGUUUACUAUAUGUAAAACAUUAGAUUGAUUUGCAUUUGAUGGUUAGGUAGAAGGGGAUAGGUUUGUAUUCUCGCCACACGCACGCUGUUACGGAGACCUGGAACGUAGUUCCUCAAAAUAUCUUCCUUAACGGUAUCCACUUUUCCGUAUUUUGACAUAUGUUGUUUGAUAGCAGUAGUACGCAGUGCAAGGUCACGUCGCUUUACUUCAAUAGUGUCAUCGACUAUAUAUGCUGGGAUGUUGUAUAAAAUGCCAAGUAAAGAAUUCUGCUUGGAUAGUUUUGAACAUAAUCAGUACCGCAUGACGUAUAUGGUGGAAUUGCACAGCAUUAACUUCUGUUUCGUUUAGCUUCAUGUUCACCUUCAACAAUUGCUCCACUUCGGAAAUCGGUCGUACUAGACAUUUCGAAAAGUUAACAGUAACUCAAUUUGAGGGUUGCGAUUUUGGGUUUAGUUCUAUUCGUUUAUGUUUUUCUAUUUGGGUCAAUGCAUUUGUGCCGCAGAUUUUCAAGUAAGAAAAAUUUGGCUUAUCGCUUGUUCAAAUUUCAUCUAGCGGGGAUCCAUGUCCUUGUGGUUUAAUAAGAAGACUUAGCUGUCUGUGAUUCCUGUCUAAAAAUUUGUGUAGUAUUGCACCAUAUAAUAGAUACCGACCGCUUUUAACUUUGGAGGGGCUCGAGCGCUCUACUCUUCUCCCAUGUUUCAGGUAACUUUGGUACCCAUUGUUCACGUAUUUUCUAAGGUUAUCCUUGCGAAGAGAUUAAUAUUUCAGCAGCGCGAGAAACUUCUUAAAAACUCUUAAAAUUUUUGGUUUCGUCUUUGACUUUAAAAAAUUGUGUACACAUUUUUUUGCGAUUUUUCAUCCACGAAAAAAAUGUACAAUCCGCGUCCGCUGAUGGAGUUUAUUUCCAUUGGUGUCGGUAACUCGGAUGCACGUGAACCUCCCUUGCUAUAUGGUUGCUGGCAGUGUUUACUAGUCGGGUACACCUUGCAAUCACCAGGAUCAGCUUCUAGUGGGAUCUUCAAGUCUAGUGUCAUUUCGCUGACCGAUUUGCGCACACUGUUUAGGUGAACCAAGUCGCUGAUGCCAAACCUUCAAGUCGACCGCGAACUAACAAGUCAAUUCAGCUAUGCCAGGUCAAACCCAUUCCCGAUCUUUACUCGUAAACUUCGUCAAUCCAGGAUGAGUUCCAUCUCAAAUGAAUCAACCGAGUCUGACUCAGUCGGUUUCAGAGUCGCGCUUAAUUUGCAAUUCACAUAGAAUCUUUUAAGGAUUCCUAUUGCUUUAACUGGGUGGUGUCUUGUGACCCUUGUACGAGUUUGAACCGAUCGUUUUCAUGCUUACCUGAGGCAAUGAUAUUAUCAUUUCGGCUAAUUACACGGUACCCAGCUCUUGUGUGGACAAUUGUGUAACCCUUUUUCUAUCAUUUAGUUCCCAGAAAGUGAACUCUAUCGAUUUUGUUGGCUAUUUUCGGCAAAUUUAAGACUAAGAGAAACGAAAGCAAUGAAAUUGGAAGACGGCGAAUAAGUUAUGAAUUUGGAACGGAAAACUAAAACUAGGCAGGCUCAUAGGGACACGAUUGAAAGGAAAUGUGAAGAAUCCUUUGCCUUCUGCUGGUAGGAGUUGGGCGUUCCAAUCAAGUCUACCUCACGUUCGAUGAUAGAACAUAAUUCAUCAUCAUGUUUUACCCUCGACGUGCGCGUAGGUGGAAUGCCCAACUCCUACCCACUAGAUAGACCCACUGGGUACUUGCUACCAUGUCGUAAGAGGCGACUAACAAAAGGAGUCCCUGAGUUAAAGUAACGCUUCGUGCCGAAUACUGAGAUUGGCUAAAGGUGCUUAAAAAAUUUAGUCAUGGUCGGACUAUUAUUUUUAUUCGGCCAUCUCACUUGUAUUAUUUGUGUCAUAGCAGAUAAUAAAUAGGUCUGUUCUAGCAAUCUACCGUGAUUCGUUCUGUUUUACGGAAUCGUACAUGGUGUUGAAAUAUAAAUGCAUAUGAUCAGUCCCCUAGUUGUUAAACUACGGUUUGUUGCUUAAAUGUCUGCUCCGAUCUCGAUUGUUCUUCUCGAAAGCUAAUGAGUGCAAUUUUCUAAACAAAACAUACUCCGUCGACCAUGUUAAGAAGCGGCACGCCACAAUACUUCAAUUGAGUAUGUGGCCAUUCUAGAACCCAUUCAGCUACUCCAGAUGCAUGUGUAUUAUUCCUUCACUUUAGUCAGACACUUCUGAUUUUCAGAAAGGUAACACAGCCCCAUAAUAUCCGACGUCCUCAACAUUAUUUCUGGAAAUAGUUGGAACCGGUUACGCUGUAAAAUUCGGUCCUCCGAAGGUCAUUAGUGAGACUGUAUUCGUCUACGUUUCUCCAAGUGUUCUUCAGAACAAUCCUCCGUGUAAAAUAUCAUUCCUCAAACUGAGGCCAUUACCUAACAACCUAACAGAAAUCGCCGAAUCAAAUGUUUGGUUGAGUUACUAUGGUUGUUACCUGGAUAUGUUGUAUUAGUUAUGAUUCUUGAGCCUCCAGCUGUUGGGAGAUCAAACUGCUGUAGUUUGGGGAACAAUUAAAUCACUCUCGGUGGCCGGCUAUUCAGAGAAAAUCUACAAGAAAAACCUAUCUAACUCUGAAACUAACCAAUCCACCACAUAAAACAUAUUCAUUUCGUGGUCGCAUUGCCUGUAUGUGCCGAAUCCCAUACCAAUAGCUGUCUUUCAAUCCAAUUCCGUGAUACUAAUGGAAGCGUCACUGAGUCGGUAGACUUCCUUUAAGUAGGUUUCACAUCAACAUUUCCUAUCCCAUACUAAGUACCGGUAGGGAUGGUCAUGGCCGACAAUGAUGAUUCUCAUGCUAUUGGUUUAUUGGACUCGAAAGAUAUAAUGCUCAUUCCCGAACAUUGAUUUCAAAAUUAAGAGCGACGAAAAUUUUAGGAUAUGAUUUUCUAAAGGAAUACUCAAAAAAUAAAUCGGCGCUAAUCUGUUGCGCUUACUGCAUCAAACGCGUACGAAACUUGCAUUGAGUGUAUGGAAAAGAUGAAAAAGGCGCACAUAAGUCGAUCCCAAUUCUCGACAAACAUAUGAUUACGGCUUAAAAGCCAACUGUCAAAAUUCUCCUUGAAAGGAAAUUCCGGACAAACCGUUAAAGGCUAAACACAGUAUACAGCAGUUAAUGAAAGAGAAAACUUUUCUCUUUUGUUUACUACAAACAUCUGUGAUUGAUGAGUAACGGUUUGUCCGAAAUUUCCUUUCAAAGAGAAUUUUGACAGUUGGCUUUUAAGCCGUAAUCAUAUGUUUGUCGAGAAUUGAUUGAUUCCUUUUGUUUCAUUUUCUCUCCGUUUUUCGUUGCUCUCUAAGGCAACGUUGGCACGAGAAACUCGAAGAUUUGUAAGGUCCAGCCGGUUUCCAUAUAUUGCAAAGAUGAAAUCGAAAGUUGAUCUCAACUUAUUAAUUUAUGAUGCAACCAUUCACAACAUUUUAGUCGCCUUACGGAAUUACCCUAGGGCAGAGUCCGACAGCUCUGUCUCUGGCAGAAGAACUAAUCUCGAACCAGAUCGUGAUUGGAUAAAAUUGACAUCCGCAGGCGCAUGGCUUGGAAUCAAGAGGUAGAGAGGGUACCGUGAACCGGGAUGACUUUGAUCACUCGAAACUUUUUUUUUUGAAAAUUGCUUAUGCUACCGAAUCAUUUAAAUUUGGAGUGAGUUUUACUCUAAACUUAAUACAUAUUAAUUUGAUAUACUUUUUGAGUAUAUUGUUCGAUUCUUGAGUACAACAACCACAGAAAACCGAAAUUUUACUCUACUUUAUUUUUACGAAAGUUAAAAAAGUGUCCAUUUUUAUACAACAAACAAAUCUUUAGCAAGAGUAAUAAAUUCUAAGCAAGUUUUUAUUUUUCUAUAAAGUCGAAUGUGCCAAAUUGACUUUUAAUUAUUUCAAAUUAAACUUAAAUUCGCAAGAUUUCUUUUUAUAUUCAAUACUCCAACGAGUUAAAAUGGAUCAAACUCUUUGAUAAUUGAUGAACCACUGAAAUAAAACAAAUUUAGCAAUUACAAACAGUGUUGCGAAACGAGCGAGAAGCACAUCAAGCCCGUUCGUUCGCGGGUGUGUACGAAUAGCAUGCCUAGCGUUCUUCAUCGUUCGCGCCCGGGUGAAUCAAAACCGCGAGCGGGAAUGCUCACGAGAAACCCAAGCUUUCUUGCAAGCUUCCAUCUAGUAGGUAGCAAUUCCAGGAAGCUUUGCUCGCGAAUGCUCGUCUGCUAUGUUUCCUCGCAAACGAGAAAUGCAUUGAAGAGCACAGGCGAGUGUGAAUGCUCGAAGGGCAUGGACUACUAGGAGUGUUCUCGCUAUUUCGUGUGAACGAGAAACGUUUUUUUACGCGCCCGCGAACGAGAAUAGCAUCACAGGUUACAAAUGUUUUCAGAUUCUUUUAUUGGUUCCUAUUCAACUAUUUUAUCCAUUCACAAAAUCGAAAAUGGAAAUUGUGUAGAAAGCUUCUAUCGCUUGAUAUCGAACUUGUAUCGUUACUAUCUGACGCUCAAACACUUUGCCAACAUUUGUUGUCAAUGUUACAGUAGCGGUUACGAAAAUCGCAAUUGGUCAAAACCAUCAUCUUUGAAGUGCUGAAACGUCUCAAGAAACGUUGAUCUGUUUUCCGGAAGGAACAAGGAAAUCAAAUGAACCUCCCAAACUACCCAGUAAAUUCAAUGAACUUGUUAUCAUUUUCAACCAUACCAAUCAUUUUAUAUUUGUCGAAAAAAUACAUUUUAAAUAUUUUACUGGAUCGAAACAGCUUUCUGAAAGUGUGUUAAUAUUUAAGAAUGCAGUCUUUUGAUUCCUUAAUUUCUUAUUUACGCUAAAAAUAAGGUUAUCACUCUUUUUUUUCUGUUAAUGUUAUGAUUUUAGAUCAAAAGGCAAACAAUUCUUCCAGAGCAUCGAGAAACAAUGAGCUUUAGUUUAAUAUUUCAAACUCCAUAGUCUCUUAUCAAUCACACCCCCCUUUUUCAGGCACAAAUCAAACGUAAAAGUCACUGAAAGUGCUGUUAUACUCUAGAAACAAACGAGUAGAGAAAAAAAAAACAAGCUAAACUUAAAUUUAAAAAUGUAAACAGAUGCGGAUCGCCGAAACAUCAAAUGCAAGUUUUGUUACGUUUCGCAUAUAAAAUAUACUUGCAGCCAAAAUAGAAGCGGGGGAUGAAAAAAUAACAUUAUUCUUAACGAAACAUAAAUAGAGCUGAGACAAAAAAAAACGAGCAAACACUUUAGUAUGAACAUAGGGAAAAUGAAAAGACUGGUUACUAUCAAACAAUUGCAUUAAGAAGCUGUACGAAUUAAAAUCACUAAGAGUAAAAUAACAGGAUAAGGUAAAAUAAAUAGCGAGUACGGUUUGUGUUUGACGCUUUUUCUACAUCUUUCGGAAUAAGUGAUAUUCAUAAGUCAUUUUUGUGGGACGUCGCCCUUCGGCGCGAGAGGAAGCUCCCGUAUCAACAACGGUCAAGGCCUGCUGUUCUGUUGACUAAUAUAUCGAUGCCAGAGAGAGAGUUACUUGUAUAAGAGGACUCGUAAGAAGGGAAACCAUUUUUGUACUUACCCAUCCUCACUAGACUCUAUUGUUGAGAACUGAAUAAGGUAAUCGAAUUGUGAAGAAUUUAAGAGCAUCCGUUCAACACUUGUAAAGUUUAUUUUGAAACUCUCUAUUAGUCAAGAAGGAUGUGUUUACUUAGAUUUACAAACAGACCCCCCUCCCAAGACAAAUGAAGAUGUGAUGUAAGUCUAGAGCAAGAGUAUUUAAACAAAAACAAUCUAAAUUAAGCUUAGUAUUGUAUACAUUUUGUCCGUAAGUCAGAACCGAGUCGAGAACAGCGACAAAAGGAUAGAAUAGUGAUUAACAUUAAACCACAAAAUAUCUAAUCUUGAAAGUAAAAUAGCCUAUACACAAAAGAAUACUUAAAUUCUACGACCCACCAACAAACCUGCUAGGAGUUUUGAUCGCUGGAAGAAUUGUCAAAUUGCUGCGCCAUCAUUUCACCACAGUAUGUCCCGACGAAUGAAAAACCUCUUUUGCUUGAUACUAAUUUAAAAUCGCUGUGUUUCUCUCUGUUCAAAGUAUUAGCGUGUAUUUUUUGAGUGAAAAUAAAUCUUGGAUAGCCCCAUAACAGUAUCAGCGAAAUUGUAAAUUGUUACAUUAGACUGUGUAAGCGUUAUAUUAAAAACAAACCGGAAAUGAAAGUGAUCAUAACAAAAGAUUUAAAACUAAAUUAACCGAGUGGUAAAACUUAAACGAGGAAAAUUAUCUUUUAAUUUAACAUUGCCUUAUUAACUAUAAAUAAAAAAACACGAUCUACACAGACAUAGAUAUGAUGAGAAACAAUAUAAGGAAGAAAAUACAAUACAAAAUACACUUACAUUUAGAGAACGAGAUACAACACAGAAAUGAAGAGAUUAGAAUGGUUCGAGGUCUAUUAUUUGUAGGGCGACCGAUAGUUUUUUUGGGAAAAAAAUGCCAUCGUUGAAUACUCUAAUAUCCGAACAAAAAUAAUAAUCACACUGAGCAUAUUUUGAUUAAGUAUAUCAAUGUAUUCUCUGUCUUGAAUAAGAAUCAUAUGACAAAACUAAUACUAAUUAUAUAUUAAUUAUAUGAAAUAUAUGGAAAAUAACUAUUUUUAACCUACUUAAGCAAGAUAUGAAUUAAAACUUGAUGUAAUAAAGUGAAUCGUAUAUACAUAUAAAAUAUUUAACGACAUGCAAACUAAGAAGAAAAAAAAACAAUGAAGUAUAAAACAGUGGGCGUUUUUAUUCAUCAUCGAUGAGCACUUGUUUGGUUGACAGAACAGAGUUAGCGUAUUUAGUCUCAUAAAAUAAAUAGAACAGGUAAGCCCAGACUACUUUGAUUCUUGAAAUUAAUUCACUUUAACUCGAUGGCAAUUAUACAAUCGAGAAAAAUACUGAACGAUUACAAUGAUAAACAAAAUAGUAGAGUCAAAACCUGAAAUGGAAAGCCGGUGAAAACGGUGCAAAUACUGCUGCGUUUAUGAAGAAGCCAUUCUACUAACGAGGUUUAAUUUUUCCGGUUUGGUUUGUACUUUCUCAUCUACUCGACACACAUUAUAACAUUAAUCGCUCUUUUGGUUUGUGCAGAUACGUCAAUAAAGAAGUACAUGGUUGUUUGUAUGAAACUUCAUUACACAAA
This is a messenger RNA of Topomyia yanbarensis, 31334 nucleotides long. RefSeq names its product heterogeneous nuclear ribonucleoprotein 27C-like. The coding region runs from base 445 to 1644 and encodes 399 amino acids. The transcript has a single exon. Gene Ontology annotation, molecular function: RNA binding. The record is from RefSeq and is a predicted model, not a curated record. Lineage: Eukaryota; Metazoa; Arthropoda; Insecta; Diptera; Culicidae.